AAAUUUUUGAUUAGACUUCUUUGUGGGUGAAAGAAUUCUUUUUUCACGCAUUAUCUGAGCAAAUCAGUGUCCAUAUUUAGAUAGGACAGAGCGAUAAACAGUUCGGCUAACCAACUCAGUUCAAAUCGAUCGCCCUACAGUUUCAAAUCGCACCGGCAGCAAUGGACCGAUGGAUAGGAAAGGUGGCCGUGGUGACCGGUUCCAGCUCGGGAAUCGGCGCCGCUAUAGCCAAGGAUUUGGCGGAAGCGGGAAUGGUAGUCGUUGGCCUAGCUCGACGCGUAGAACGCGUUGAAGCACUGAAGCAGCAUUUGACGGAGUCGGCUCGAGACCGUCUCCAUGCAUUCAAGUGUGAUGUGUCCCGGGAGGAAGACAUUUUGAAAGCUUUUGGAUGGAUCGAGGAGAAGUUUGGAGGAGUUGACGUGCUGAUCAACAAUGCCGGAAUUCUGCCGGAAGCGGAUCUAUUGGAAGCCGGUAAUAGUCAAGCUCUGCGCGAUGUUAUGGAUACAAAUGUGAUGGGACUGGUACUGUGCAGUCGUGAGGCUUGUCUUUCCAUGAAGAAGCGUUCGGUAGAUGGCCAUGUUGUGCAUAUCAACAGCAUUGCUGGCCAUAGGGUGCCGAACUUCCCGAAGUUGAACAUUUACGUAGCCUCCAAGCACGCAGUUACGGCCAUCACGGAAACGAUGAGGAACGAACUGCGGAAGGAAGGCACUGGGAUUAAGGUUACGAGUAUAAGUCCUGGAAUGGUCGAAACAGAAAUCUUACCGGAUUCAAUUCGUUCCACAAUGCCUAUAUUGAAGUCUGAGGAUAUUUCGGAAGCUGUUCUGUAUGUGCUUGGAACACCACCUCGGGUGCAAGUUCAUGAAUUGACGAUUAAACCAAUUGGUGAAACAAUGUAACUAAUAUUCGCUCUGCGCAUGCAACAAACGCAAAGUUUGAUGCUGAGGUUACACCCUGUUAAUAUUCGGGGGAACAAGCAGUUAAAACAAAAAUCAACCAAAUCAUAUGGGUUACAAUCUGCUAAAAAUAGACCACUCAUAAGAAACUGUAA
Molecule: messenger RNA, 1048 nt
Organism: Aedes aegypti (yellow fever mosquito)
Lineage: Eukaryota; Metazoa; Arthropoda; Insecta; Diptera; Culicidae
Product: farnesol dehydrogenase-like
Exons: 2
Coding region: 162-896 (244 amino acids)
Molecular function (GO): oxidoreductase activity
Source: RefSeq, a predicted model, not a curated record